AUGUGGAGCCCACAAAAAGGCCCUACACGACUGUGGGACCUUAAGUUUAGUAGCUGUAUAUUUAUCUUACACCUUAUGUUUAGUUUAGUCAUAGCUGGUAAUGAACUGUGGCCCAUGGAGCGGCCAGACGGUAUGCCCAAUAUUGUUUCGCUGGAGGUGAUGUGCGGCAAGGAUCAUAUGGAUGUUCACCUCACCUUUUCGCACCCAUUCGAGGGCAUUGUCAGCUCCAAAGGACAACACAGCGAUCCGCGCUGCGUUUACGUACCGCCCUCCACGGGCAAAACGUUCUUCUCCUUCCGCAUCUCGUACUCCCGCUGCGGCACCAAGCCGGAUCUCAACGGACAGUUCUACGAGAAUACGGUGGUGGUCCAAUACGACAAGGAUCUGCUGGAGGUUUGGGAUGAGGCCAAGCGAUUGCGCUGCGAGUGGUUCAAUGACUACGAGAAGACGGCCUCCAAGCCACCAAUGGUCAUAGCCGACCUCGAUGUCAUCCAGCUUGAUUUCCGGGGUGACAAUGUCGACUGUUGGAUGGAGAUUCAGCAUGGCAAGGGGCCUUGGGCGCCUCCAGUGAGUGGUAUCGUACCACUUGGCUCUACGUUGACCCUGGUGGUGGCCAUCAAUGACUAUCGAGGCGAGUUCGACAUGCGCGUUAAGUCCUGCGUGGCCUCCGAUGGAUCGGGCCAUGUGAUCAACCUGUCGGACGAGUUCGGUUGCGUGCUGCGACCCAAGAUGAUCUCCCGCUUCCUGAAGGCCCGUGCGCCCGACGAGAGGGCCACCGUGAUCACCUACGCCUUCUUCCAUGCCUUCAAGUUCCCGGACGCCCUGAGUGUGCACAUCAAAUGCAAGGUGGAGAUCUGUCGCCACGGCUGCCUCGAUCAUUGCCAGAACACGGGCGGCGCAGGUGGAGGUGGAUCCGGCGAGUCCCUGGGCCUGGGCCUGGGACUGACCAAUGCCAAUGAGCGCAAGGAUGUCCACAUGUCCGAUGCGAUGGGCAGCAGCAGCAACGAUCUGCUCAGAGAUCUGGCCCUGCCGCCUGGUGGUCAACAUGGCAUGGGCAUGGGCAUGGGAAUGGGCAUGGGCAUGGGUCCAGAUCACGAUAUCUUCUACGAGGACAUCAUUCACGAUCACAAACAGACGCUGGGCGGCGGCGGCGGCGGCGGCGGUGGUGGUGGUGGUCUGCCAGCUGGCGGGGAUUAUGGGCAUGAGAAGAGCGUUCAUCUGCAGCCGCGACCGGUGCACGAGGAUCAGGAGGAGGCCGAUCUGUCGGAUCUGUUUGGUGACGAGGAUCUCGCCGACUUGGACAUGGAGGGCAUCGAGGGCGAGCGCUAUUUGGGCCUAAAGAAGAGUGGCAAGUUCCCCCACGGUCCCAGGCAGUUGGAGGCCCAGAAACGCAUGGGUGUUCCGAUGGCGGGACCCCGUUCGCUGGAGCCCCAUGGCCAAAAUGAUGAGGAUGUGCCCAGACCGGUGUACAGGCCACAGGCGGAGGCGUUGAAGAAGCCACGCGAGGAUCACAUCGAUUUGGACAAGGAAGAGGAGCCGGAGAAGGGGAAGGAGGAGGCGGUGGCGAAGGAGGGGCAGGAUAAGGUUGGAGAUAAGCUGGCUGGCGAAGGAGGAGGAGCUGCCUCCAAGAGCCGUCGCCGCCGAUCCCUGGUCAUUUCCGAUCGCAAGGUGCGCAGCGCCGACGUGGGCGUCAGUGGGCUGUACGAUGUCAUAUCCGAGGCGGACCUGGCCUUCUCGCCGGACUCCAAACAGGAGGCGGUCACCGUGUUCCAGGGCAAGAUCAGCGAGGAGGUGGUCUACGGCAUUUGCAUGCCGGUGCCGGGCUUCAGUAUCCUCUUCAUCGUGGUCAUUUCGGCGACGAUUGUUUCCGCUCUGGUGGCCGGAUCCCUGCUAUAUCGCUAUCAGCUGCAGAAGGAGGCGCUGGACAAGCAGACGCCCAUGCCGCCGGUCACCGGAACCCUGGCCUCCUGGAUGACCCUGCGGCUCUUCCGCCUCCGACACCUGCAGCAGCAGCAGCAACAACAGCAGCAGCAACAAGUGAGGCAGCCGAGCUCAGGACACGAAACAGUCCAGUGAUCAGCAGCCAGGAUCAAGCUCGAGAUAGGAAUCGGAAUAGGAAUCGAAAUAGCUAUCGAAAUCGUAAUCGUAAUCGCAAACGCAAUCGCUAACAAAAUCGAAAUGGAAAUGGAAACAGAAACGGAAACGGAAAUCAAAAGCAAAAUCAAAUCAUGUUGCCCACACGUCAAUGCCUUCCAUUAUUAUUAUUAUUUAUUAUGAUUAUUGUUUUUUUUUUUUGUAUUAUUGGGUUGUUUGUUCGGGAUCCUGAUCCAGACAAAAAGAUAUAUGGUGCAGAUAUCAGAGAUCGGGCAACAAUGCAAUACUCGAACUGCUCGUUUCGGUGCUGAAUGUUUUACAAAUUUUUUUUUGUAUUUUGUUUUUUCGGGUGCAUUUAGUCGUAAAAUUGCAUAGUAAAAUGAAAACAAUAGAGAAAUGGAAAGUACACAAAGAGAGAGACACACAAAUACAAUGAAGACUCCGGACAGGUGUUCCGGGUUUAAGGAGUCGGGUGGCAUCGCACAUCCGCUAGGCGUAAGGGAACUUAUUUAUUUAUACAUAUAUCUAUAACUUAUACAUAAAGAGAUUUAGCUGUAAGCCGAGCGGUAUGGAAAAAUUUAAAUUUAAUGUUUAUUCGGACACUUGUUUUGUUUUUUUUUUGGUUGUGUGCUCUUUUCGGCAUCCAAAACAUGUUAGGGGGAAAUUUAGUUAAAUUAUUCUAUAGCCAACUCGAUCGUUUAGAAAAUUCUCAUACUCAAACACCUGCAAACACAAACUCACUCACGCACACAUACAAACCGACUACCAUUUUUCAUAAAAAAAAAAACCAACAAAAAAGAAAUGCAAUUUCUUGCAUGCAUAUUAAGAGCAAAUUUUGUAACUCUAAAAUUUACAAUUGAAUAAAGCCUAGUUAAGUUGAAAAUAA
Molecule: messenger RNA, 2980 nt
Organism: Drosophila subpulchrella
Lineage: Eukaryota; Metazoa; Arthropoda; Insecta; Diptera; Drosophilidae
Gene: m
Exons: 6
Coding region: 1-2076 (691 amino acids)
Source: RefSeq, a predicted model, not a curated record